AUGGCCGACGAUGUACAAGGAGCAGGAUUCAGCCCCAAGAAUGAACCCACGCAUGUCGAAACUACCGAAGAUGCUGAGACGCGCGCUACUAGACGUGAGCUUAAGCAGUCAUCCAUCUCUGACCAACCUGGCAAAACAACUGCUACCGAUGACAACCGCCCAGAAACGCCUUCCGUUGGCAUAUCGGAUGAGAAGAUUGAUGAGUUGAAGGAGCAGGUCUCCUCGCCUAAGAAGAAGCGUGCCCAUGACCAGCUAGAUGGGGAGCAAGAUUCGCAAGACAACGACGCUACGAGUGUCACAUCUACUGACUCUGCUAAAGACAGAGCCAUGCGGCUUGAGCCGCAAAAGAAGAGGCAUCGUGAUGAAGAGCCUGUUGAUAUAGUGUCGCAUCCUCCAUCAGGCACAGAGGAAGUAGAUCAAUCAACUCAAAAUAAUAGCAAAAUGCCUACUCAGCCGACGAAGGAAAGCUCUAAUAGUACAUUUGCGGAGUCGGCAUUUGGCAAACUGGCAUCAAGCUCUUCAGGCUUCGCAGCUUUGGGAUCAUCCCAAGGUGGCGGGUUCGCUUCAAAUAAGCCAACUCUAUCGUCUUUUGCGUCGGUGAAGCCUGUAUCUAGCUCAGAAACAAGCGGGACAAGUGUAAACAAAGGGCAAGCCGGAAAUGCCCCGAAGUUGUCGUUCGCUUCGAAUUCAGGCCUUUCGCCCUUUGCAGGACUCGGCUCAGGAACCAAUGGAGUUGGAAGCAGUAAAUUCGGCUCCGGGUUGUCAGGAAUUAAGCCAUUGGGCAGUUUCGGCGCUGCUGGUACAAAGCCCCUCCAGAGCGAGAAAGCAGCAAAGCCCUUUGGAGCACCGGAAAGCGAUGCGGAUGACGACGAUGAUAAUGAUAACGAGGAAGGGGAUGAUGAGAGUCAACCUGACGAUCAAGAACGAGGCGCAUCGCCAGAGAAAGAUGCAGAUGAGAAGAAACGGCCUAAGCUCCACAAGAUUGCGGUUGAUGAUGGCGAGGCUGGUGAGGUUACUGUUGUGUCUGUACGAGCAAAGAUGUUUUGUCUGGACAAGAAAGAAGGCUGGAAAGAGCGGGGAGCUGGCAUGUUGAAAAUUAAUGUCCCUCAUGCAAGCGUUGAGUUUGACGACGAUGGUGCUGUGAUUCCGGGCAGCUUCGACGCGUCAGGUCUAGAAACAAAUGGUGACUCUGCUGAUAGCGACUCUGCAGGUCCCAAAGUUGCUCGUCUUAUCUUGCGUCAAGACCAAACCCAUCGAGUCAUACUAAACACUGCAAUUCUCCCCGCUAUGGAAUUUCAAGAGAAAGCUUCUUUGAAGUCUGUUGGUAUCCUAUUCACCGCUUUCGAAGGAGCAGAAACGAAACCAGUGAGCAUCACAAUCAGGGUGAGAUCUUUUCAGCUAUACACUUUUUCGGUUGGUGCAGAAGGUACUGAUUGA
Messenger RNA from Metarhizium brunneum ARSEF 3297, 1437 nucleotides. It is a transcript of the gene NUP56, whose product is annotated as Nucleoporin NUP56. Gene Ontology annotation, molecular function: GTPase activator activity. The record is from RefSeq and is a predicted model, not a curated record. Gene Ontology annotation, biological process: intracellular transport. Gene Ontology annotation, cellular component: nuclear pore; cytoplasm. Lineage: Eukaryota; Fungi; Ascomycota; Sordariomycetes; Hypocreales; Clavicipitaceae.